AUGGGGAAGUCAGGGAAAUCAGUGAAGGUUGACAAGUCUGGGAAGUCUCACAAGGUUGGGAAGGCUGGACAGAAACGUAAGUGUCGGGAGAGGGAAGGCGAAAGGGUGGAAUUGGUGGAAGCUGUGACCGAACACGAAGAGUUUACGCCUAAUGGAUCAUCUUCAGAGGCUCCUGCAAGUGAAAGAUCAACUGCUCCAUCAAUUGGGGAAAGUAGUCAACUUGCUACCGCAAAGAGUAAGAAAGUUCGAGGCAAGGGCAAAGGAGUUAAGCCGGGGCACAACAUAGCUCUUGAAAUCUAUGAUAAGAUGAUAAUCACACCACCGGUUGUUCAUGAAAUCAGUAAAAUCUUCCACCAACAUAUCAAUGGUCCAUGGACAACAUUCUCGCAGUUUCCUAAAGAAGAAUUGGAUGCGUUAUAUGCACGUUUCAAGGAAGCAGGCUUCAACUGUUCACUUCCAGAAGAAGAAGUGGAGCAAGCUGUUAAAAACUAUGUCAAGAUGCAAUAUGGAAAAUGGAUGUUUGCCCUUCGAAAUGAAGUAUUUUCCAAGUUUAGGUCAUUGAGUGAUAUCUACAAGAAUCCUCCUGCAUCUAUAGCUCCUUCUGUUUGGAAGGAAAUGGUCGAUAAAUGGAAUGCUCCGACAUGGAAGGAGAUAAGUAAGAAAAAUAAGCAAAAUAGAGCCAAAAGUGAGCUGAUUUCAACUGGUGGUUCUGUACCAGCGGCAAAAUAUAGAUCUGAUAUGAAAAAGAUAACUGGACAAGAGCCAACUCCAAUGGAUCUAUGGAAACGGCAGCACAUGAAAAAGAACAAAGAGUUCAGUACCCCAAAGGCUCAAGAGAUUAAUGAUGAGAUGGAAAAAAGAGUUGCUGAUGCUCGGGCUAAAGGUGAAGAACCCAAUCAUUGGGACAUAUAUCGCCAGGUUGUUGGGGAGCCACGCAAAGGUCGAGUACUUGGGAUGAGUUUGGGAGUCACAGCAGCAGAUGUUUAUGGCUAUGCCUCAACAGAUGGUUGUAGUAAACGCUGCUAA
Linum trigynum is the source of this 1026-nucleotide messenger RNA. The record is from the annotation of a GenBank genome assembly. NCBI's taxonomy places the organism in Eukaryota, Viridiplantae, Streptophyta, Magnoliopsida, Malpighiales, Linaceae.